This is a messenger RNA of Drosophila virilis, 3559 nucleotides long. RefSeq names its product Sox box protein 15 (gene Sox15). Gene Ontology annotation, molecular function: RNA polymerase II cis-regulatory region sequence-specific DNA binding; DNA-binding transcription factor activity, RNA polymerase II-specific. The record is from RefSeq and is a predicted model, not a curated record. Lineage: Eukaryota; Metazoa; Arthropoda; Insecta; Diptera; Drosophilidae. Gene Ontology annotation, biological process: regulation of DNA-templated transcription; cell differentiation; anatomical structure morphogenesis.
GCAACAGCAACAGCAACAGCCUGCUCUCAGUUUGUGUGUUGUUUUGUUUUUUUUUGUGAAAUGUUGAAGCCCUUGAUUUUAAGCACCAGAUACGUUCAUUAGUCGUCGCAAGACUUUUCGUGAUCGUAAACGCGUUUUUCGCCAACCUCUCUUGAUCUUGGCUAACGUGAGAUUCCAAAACCAGCAACAGCAGCAGCAGCAGCAGCUGCCAGCGGCAAAACAGUUAACAAAAAGCAAUCCUUAAAUCCAAUAUAAAUUUCAAUAAAAAUGUGCGAAAUACAAAAUAAAAUUCUAUAAAGCCACAAAGUGGCCCAAAACAAAAAAAAAGUGUUGUUCACGAGCUCUGGGCUGAUUUGUAAUUAAGAAGAAAAAAAAAUAUCAAGCUAAAAGUAAAAUCAUUGCGAAAAUUCUCAAGUAUGGAGUGCUUAAUGUGGGUUAGGGCCUAAACUAGCACAACAAAAACACACACACACACACACCCGCACAACAAAUAGACACAAAUUCACACAUGCCAGUUAGAAGACAACAACAACAACAACAGAGACGAAUGAGCAAAUUUAUGGCUGGUUGUUGUUACUCUGGGCCAAAUGGUACCACGGCCAGCAGUCGCUUAGGGAAAAAACUAACGGAAUAAUGCAACAUUAAGCAAAAUGCUGCUGGCCCUGCUAAAGCUAAAGCAAAGCCCAAACCAGCAACAACAACAACAACAACAGCAGCAACAACAACAACAACCUGCAACCAUCGUCGCCGCCUUCGUCGUCGUCGUCGUCGUCGUCGUCAUCGCAGUCACCGUUACCACGAAACGUAGCUGUAGUCGCUGUUGCCGUAUAAAAUGGAACCCUCAUAUGAUCACGAACAUCCACAUCAUCUGCUAACAAAUUACAAUGCUAAGAAAUAUCCUCAUGUGUCCCGAACGCCGGAAUAUAGCCACUCGACCGUGGGCAGCGAUUAUCCGGAGCAUGGUGUCUAUCUGUCCGACGGAAGAUUGCUGCACGACAGCCCCAGCGAUGGCAUCUACCAUGUGAGGCAGGGCAGCGAGCACUCCUCGCCCAGCUUACAUUCACCAGCCAUACAGAGCGCCGGCUACGACAAUGAGCACUCGAUGAACGAGGCGGCGCUCUCGGUGCACAGUCACAGCCACUCGCCGAUGGUGUCCAGUGCGUACAGUGUGGGCGGGAGCGCAUCCUCAUUGAUCAGCAGCAAUAUACCCCUGCUGGGCGGAGGCGGCAGCUCGGUGCUGAAUAAGUUCUUGUCGCAUCCGCAUGCCAGCAUGGUGGGGGCACAGGAUGAGUGCGGCGGUGCCUCGCAUUCGCCAAUUGAGCCGGCGUCCAUGUGGAGCUAUGAUUACAAGGGCGACAUAUGCGCGCCCAAUUGCGGCUAUCUGGACCGGCACAAGGCGAUGGCCAGCGAUUUGAAGUACAGACCAGGCGGUAACCAGUCAAAAAGUGCCAAAGAGUCGCGCAUCCGCCGGCCAAUGAACGCGUUCAUGGUGUGGGCUAAGAUCGAGCGCAAGAAGCUGGCCGACGAGAAUCCCGACCUGCAUAAUGCAGAUCUCAGCAAGAUGUUGGGCAAAAAGUGGCGCUCCUUGACGCCACAGGAUCGUCGACCGUAUGUGGAGGAGGCGGAGCGCCUGCGCGUCAUACACAUGACCGAGCAUCCGAACUACAAGUACCGGCCCAGGCGGCGAAAGCAAUCCAAACUGCGCACCCUGCAGCCGGGCAAGGAGCAGCAGCAAAGUGAGUUGGCCUCGCAAACAGGCGCAGCGGGGUCGUCCAAGACAACGCCCAAGCUAUCGACGCCGCCGCUGGCGACGGCCACAAGCGCCAGCUACAACACGCCCACCGACGACAGCCGCAACUCGACGCCCCAUAAUGUGGGCGGCCUGUACGAGCAGCCGCUAAAGCCCAGUUACUCGCCCAGCUCCGUGGACUGCUACAGCAAUGCGGACAGCACGGAGCAAAUUGAAUCUCUGGCUGCCAGCUGCAAUGAAUCCUCUCCAGUCGCAACAAAUACCAGCUACGACAGCUCACUGCUGUUAAAGAAGCUAACGAAGCCGCCGACGCCGUCAAGUCGUGCUAGCAAGCAGCGCAACGACAAGCACUCCAAGGCGGAAGAGAAGUCCAAGGCACAGCAGCAGCAGCAGCAAUCUUCGAGCCUGUAUGCCUCAUAUCCACUGACCAGCUCCGUGGCUGUGGUUGCAGCGCGCGGCAUGUAUGUGACGUGCAACAAUCGCGGACUGCUGGAUCAUGGGCACUCGGUGAAGGGCACCUUCUAUCCGCCAGUGUCCAGCGCGGAUGAUGAUGCCAGCUGCAACUCUAUGCGCGGCAGCAAUUCCCUGCAGCAGCAGCAACAGCAGCUGCAUUGCAACACCAGCUCCAGCAUUUGCCCAACCAGCUCCAGUGCAUCGAACGUGAUGGCUGGUGUCAGCGAGCAGCUGAGCAGCUACACGGUGGCCAUGGCUGAGAGCAACAACGCGAGCAGCCUGCGGCUGAGCAUGAACGAGCUGGGCGCCGUUUCCAAUGAUUAUCUGUCCGGCGUGAAUGCCAAUGCGUAUGGCAUGCAGUAUGAGGAUUUUCUGCGCUAUCAGACCAACGAGAUGGACUACGAUCAGCUCAAGGAGACAACGGACAAUGGUGCACAGAAGUGUGCCAAAUAUCCGGAUACCAAUCAGAACUAUGAUGAUUACGAGGCGGAGGCCUAUAACAAUGCCAUGUUGCUGGCGGCGCCAGCGCCGCCUAGUGGCACCAGCUACUACACCCAGUUGCCUUAUCCGCUGACCAGUAGCGCCUGCACGCCCAGCGGCCUAACCGCCUUUCCGCUGCAGCUAGCGGUGCCGUUCCAGCAGGCCUCAACGCCAGGUGGGGCAACUGCCUACGGGCAGCCCAUGCAAAGCAGCUAUCUGCACUAUGGCAGCUACUAUGAGGCCAAUGGAGCAGGAGCACAGCUGCUGCCACAGCAGACGCCAGCAGCGCCACCAGCCGCGCAGACAGGCACGGGUCCUGCAGCAAUGGCCAUGCAGCAUCAUGGACAUCCACACGCCCAUCAUCAUCAUCAUCACUUUGCGACCAAUGGUGCCGGCAGCUCUGCUCCGGGCAUGGUGGGUGUCGGUGUGGGCGUGGGCGUCGGCGAGAUGCUCUUCGAGCAGCAGCAGCAUCCGCAACAGCAACAGCAGCUCCAGCGCAAGGAUGAUGAGAUUAGCAAUAUCCUGGCGGGUGUGCGCAAAACCUGCUACAGCAAUUGACGGACGCAAUUGCAUCUGGUUUGCCGCCUGAGUUUUUAAUACUCGCGCGCAGCUCCUGAAGUUUGUUAUAUUUGAAUGUAGAGUUUAGCGCUUGGUUUACGGUACGCAUAAGUAUUGCCUCCCGCUCCCCCGUUCUUUAUAUAGUGUACGAUAUUUAGAGUUUUUCUAUUAUUAUUCAAUCAUAUGAAAUAUGUUAAACUUAAGUUAGUUUGCAUUGAAAUAAAAUCAAAUUCGCUAUGAACACGUACCGCGUUUUAAUUUCCGAACCUGUUGUAAAACUGUAAAUUUGACAGUCGCCAGGGCUGCCACAUGUGCGAC